Acaulospora morrowiae is the source of this 2043-nucleotide messenger RNA. The record is from the annotation of a GenBank genome assembly. NCBI's taxonomy places the organism in Eukaryota, Fungi, Glomeromycota, Glomeromycetes, Diversisporales, Acaulosporaceae.
AUGACAGAAACAUUCAUCCCUGAUCCGCAAAGUCUGGCUCAAUAUUCGGAUUCAAUAUCAACGAGUGAUGCUACAGAAACAUAUGCCAAAAAUAUAGGCAAGAACGAUGACGACGACGGUUCUUCAGAGGUAGCCGUUGAAGCAUUAAAUCAUUAUGAUAAUUUUGUUGUAGAUCAUAGCAAAGAAAAAUCCGACGAGAAUAAUAAUAAGGACGCUUUCGAAGUAAAAGACGUUGACAUUAGAAACUACUUACAAUACAGAGCAGCAACGGUUAUGGGAGUUCCAUUAAGAGACUUGGAUGAUCACUCGAUGCCUCUGGUGAAAGUUGUGACGAAUGAAUCAAUGUGUUCCGCAUUUACGAAGAAGAUCAAAGACAUCCUUCCAACUGGUGUUGAUAUUUCGACCUCUUUUAUCAAUGAUCACUCAAAUAUUAAUUCCAUCACCAAAUUCGUGAUGGAUGUUGCAAAUGGGAACAGACAGCCAAAAAUCAAUGAUCACGAGAUGCAAAAGCAACAAAAUCAGUUAGCCAUAGAAGACAUUGUUGACCGAAGCACCCUUUACAUUAGAGAAGGUUAUACCCAGUCAGCACCCACAAGUCAACGAUUAAUCAACAGUAGUUGUAGGAAAGUCUUUUUGUUAACCGGAACCACAGGUUUCCUGGGUGCACAUAUUUUACAUACUCUCCUUAGUAAAACCUCGUCGCAAAUAUACUGCUUACUCCGCAAGAAAAAGAACAGAACACCGAGAUCAUCUCUCAAGCGUGUUUUCUUGCGUAAUGGUUUUGACACUUCUUUGGUGGAUUCAGACAGGUUGAUCGCCUUUAGCGCGAAUCUUUCGGAACCUUUCCUGGGAUUAAAUGAAAAUGAGUAUGAGAUGUUGUUAGAGAAGGUUACCACCAUAAUACAUGGUGCUUCGUCCGCAAAACUUGGUUCACCUUUGUCAGUAUAUGAAAAUUCCUUGGUGCGCGGAACAGCAAAUUUACUACUUUUUGGUGCUCGAAAGGAAUUUCAUUUUGUGUCUAGCAUCGAUGCUUGCGUUAAUGGACCUUGGGAACGUGUUCCUGAAGGGAUAUUACCCCUCAAGGCUUCGAUCACAAACAUGGAUGGAUUCGGACUGUCAAAAUUGGCCAUUGAGACGAUUAUUGCAAACACACUUGAUCACCUGCAGUUGGAGCGUGCAAGCAUUAUAAGGACGGGACAAAUUACAUCGCAUACGGAAACCGGAGUAUGGAAUCCUAACGAGUGGAUUCCGUUGCUUCUUGGAAAUGUCGGACUAACAGGAAGAAUGCCAAUACUUGAAGCCAAUUUAGAUUGGGUUCCUGUAGAUAUAGCAGCAAAAGCUAUCGUGGAGUUGGUAACAUCCGACGCGUUGUUUCGUGUUGAGGUAUUUCACAUCUCGAAUCCAAAUCCGACAAUAACUUGGGAGCAAUAUUUGGAUAAACUCGAAGAAUGUGGAAUGAAGUUCACGAGAGAGGAAUUACCAAGAUGGUUGGAAAAUUUGUGCAAAGAUGCAGAGAAUAAUUCCUGUGAUAAAAACUUAUGCUCAUUACUAACAGAGCAUUUUAAUAGUAUGGUCAUGCAUGAUCCUGAGAAUGGACAAAAAUCCAAGGCCAUAUUAGAUUUGUCAAACACAAGGUCACGUACAUCGAUGCUAUCGAAGUGCCCUUCGUUGUUGACCGAGGACCUGAUUAAAAGAAACGUCGAUUGGUUAAAGGACACGGGAUAUUUAUCAGAGACAAUACCAGACCAACAAAUAUCUUUAAAUCUAAAAUCCAACCGAUUACGAAAACGUUUGAAGAAUGGAGAACAGGGAAUAUGGGGUUGGAUUUCUGUAACCGUACCCUUGAUGGUGUUUUUCUUCAUAAUCGAUAUUCUGUGGAGUGUGUUGUCACAGAAUCUUUUGCAAGUGACAUUUAUUGCAGGGUUUUUUGUUGCUGCAGUUUACAGUGAUGAUACAGCGCGGAACCGAAAUCAGAGGAUUGAUAAAAAGAAAGUUAUGGUGAAGAGGAGAAUUAGAAGGGAUUUUGGUGAGGAGGAGAAUUAG